Messenger RNA from Amphiprion ocellaris (clown anemonefish), 672 nucleotides. RefSeq names its product phosphoinositide-interacting protein-like. Bases 355 to 672 code for a protein of 105 amino acids. NCBI's taxonomy places the organism in Eukaryota, Metazoa, Chordata, Actinopteri, Pomacentridae. The transcript has a single exon. The record is from RefSeq and is a predicted model, not a curated record.
AGUCAGCGGUGAUGAUAUUGCUGUUAGCGGGUGGGCCGGGUCUGCCUGUUCAUCCAAGCCCUCCCUCAGCUUUGUGGGAGUGGUGGGCCAUCUGGAAUUACAGCUUGUCCACGGGUUACUGGGCAGGAGAAGAGGCGAUGCAUCACGCAGACACUCACUUGGUCAUCAUGCAUACAGCUCCUUCAUGUGACUGCUGGGAGGUAGCUGCAUUCACGAGUGGUUUCCACUCAGACUGGGAGAACCAACAGAGACAGAAGGAACCUGGAGCCCUGCUGAUGUUCAGAGGUCUGGGAUCUCCAUUAUUCACGCAUUGACGCCUCUCACAGGGGGAGAAACAAAGGCAUUGUUUCGGCCAUGGAAGCAAUUGGAGAAACUUCACUUCCAGAUGAGUCUGGGAGUCAGAGCUUGUGUCCAGACUCUCAGUCAGCAGCUGCAGCCGCCCCGAGCUGGGCCCACCUCCACAAACCCAUCAUAGUGAUGGUGAUGGGGUCUCUGAUGUCUGCUGCCGGCGGCCUCCUCUUCCUGCUCCGGUCCUCAGGGGUGACCGAGGCGUCCAGCUCGGUGGCCUCGGCCUGCCUGUCCAUAGGGCUGAUGUUUGUGGUGGUGGGGCUGGUGUGGAUCCCCAUUCUGAAGGAGAAGCAGAGGAGGAAGCGCUUCAGCCAGGGGGAAUGA